CAAACAAACUUUGCAGCUGAGGGAAUCUCAAGUUAUUAGAAACAUUGUCUACCUCCCCAGACUGUUGGUUUGCAAUACUUUAUGAUUACAAUCAAGAAGAUACCAGCCAUUAAAGUAUAUAAGUAUAAUACAUAGCUAGAACAAGAGGACUGUUGGGGAAAUAUUCAUAUCCAGUAGCUAUUGGAGAGAUCGUGUUUUUGCUUUUGGGUGUGAAAAAAUUCACCUUAUUUAAGGAAGGUGAUCGCCUAUUUGCUCUAAUAGUAGAGCCGCCUCGGGCUGAAUUGGAACACCGAUUGCAAGCCAGAACUUCUUGUCCAACAUCACUGUCUGACCUCACAAAUGCUCUUUUGGAUGAUUGGGCAAAAAAUCUCACAAACACAAUCUAAUAUCUUGUGAAAAGCCUUCACAGGACAGUUGUACCUGUUAUAGCUGCAAGGGGGAACUCCAUAUUAUUGCCCAUGGUUUUGGAAUAGGAUAUCCAACAAGCUCCAUUGGUGUGAUGGUCCAAUGCUGUGUCCACAUACUUUUGAACAUAUUGUAUGUAUAUAUGUCAUCUGUUGUAUUGAGAAUCUACUGUUUUGCAGGAUUGACUGUAUUAAGUAAAUUCAGUAAAAUGGUUGGACAAUCUGAGAAACCGAAUUCUACAAAUGAAAAUCAUAUCAAUGAACAAAUUGAAGAAGGUUCCAAACACCGGUCUGGAGUCUUAAAAAGGAUACGGAAGUGUGUGAUGCGCAACCUCUUUCCUAACGAUAGAGCAACUAGUCCAACUAAUAAAAACAUCACUGCUGAAACGAUAGAAGAAAAACUUUUGCAGAAAAGAUACCAAGACGCCAGCAAGGAUCUGAUUACCUUAGAACAUAAUAUUUGCAAGUUGAUCGAUGACAAACAACGUGAAGAAAAGAAGCUACAGCUGGAGAUGCUCUAUGAAAAAUUGGAAAACGAGGUCUUCCAAGUAAUAAAAAAAUCAAUAACACAAGUAGAUUUAAUGGAGCAAUCCAUCAAGGCUAUUCUGGAACAGGAAAUAGAAGACUCUCAAUAUAUUGAAAACAGUGGUAACUUAACCACUAACAUUGGGCGGCCAAGAAAAUGGAGACAGAAAUGGAAGAAUGUUGUCAAGCUAUCAGUGCAGGACAGAAUUAGUCAGAUUCCGGAGCGUCCUCCUGGUGCCCUUAAAUCUUCUUUAUCCUACACGUUAGGCUAUUUAGGAAGGACCUGCAAAAAUGAUCUAAUCUACGUGGUAGAAGCUCUCGAACAAUAUUACCCAGAUGAAUUUGACGUAUGCAAUGUGUAUGCGCAGCAUUAUCACCAGGAGUUAAAAUCUAUUGUUGAAAAUUUUGAACAUGAAAAAAAAGAUAUUCACCUUCUUCUGUCUUGGGUCUUUAACAUAUAUCCAAAAAAGAUACUAAACGAUGCAGCUUUAGUCAGACACAUAGACUCGACCAACCUAGAGCCUCUCUUGUCACAGAGAAAGAUCAGAGAGUUUGAGGAAUAUUAUUUGCCUUAUGAAGUGAAUUCUGUGCGGAACUGGAUGAACAAAAGUUUAGAUCUGGAAUUUGAACUCUGUAAUGAGGACAAAGAGCCAGUGACCUUGGGAGAGUAUUAUCAUUCAGAGCUACAAAUAGAUGUCAUCCAGAUUUACAAUGGAGGACUUAAAAGAGCCGAAGAAAUCAGACCAGAACUGUCUAAAGAAAUUAGUCCUCUCCUGGCAAAGGAAUUGGAGGCAUUCUUAAAAAGAUACAAGAGAGUAUUUGAAAUAUAUAUAAAGAAAAACAAGAGCCAGCAAUUUUUUAAGGCUAUUGUCAUUGCCAAUAUAAACUGCUGCAGGAACUUUCGGGACUAUAUCAAUGGAAAGAACAUUGAUUUAGAGGCUGAGAUGAAGCAAAAUAUGAAUUUAAUCUUACAGGAUUUUGAGACUCUAGGAAAUGAUAUUCUUCUUAAGGAUCUUUUUCUAGAUUUAAAGGAAAUAUUCAAAAAGAUUAUGAAAAGAAAAAGCCACCGUGAUCAUUAUGAAUCCAUGAUAGAAAUCAUUAAAAAAACAGAACGACACAUUUCCCCGUAUAAUACUUUAAUUUGUCCUUGUUAUCAGAAUAUGAUGGGAAAGGUCCAUAUACACCUGGUUCUGGAAUAUGUCACCAGGCUUUUAAAGAAGAAAGUGAGCAUCAAAAAUCAUAAUGAGCAACAGAAUCUAGCUACCCAAAUCUGCCAUACUGCGGCUCUGAUUGAGAAGUUCUGCUCUGAGUCAAAUGCUUCUUGGCUGAACCCUCUAAUCCACCAACUCGCAGAAAUCAUUAGCCUUAAGGAUGUAAAUGCUAUUCAGGUUGAAGUUGCUGCCCUUGCUAACGUUUAUCCUGAUAUUGAGAAAAAGCACAUUAGAGCUCUUUUACACAUUAAAGGGGACCUUAGCACAGAGGAUGUGCACACGGUUUUACAAAUCCUGAAAACCAGAAACACAGAAAAUCAACACACAAACCCGUCAUUUUUCUCAUUAAUUAAAGACUGUUAAUUAUUCCUGGCAAA
Messenger RNA from Bombina bombina (fire-bellied toad), 2517 nucleotides. RefSeq names its product tumor necrosis factor alpha-induced protein 2-like. Gene Ontology annotation, molecular function: SNARE binding. Gene Ontology annotation, cellular component: exocyst. Lineage: Eukaryota; Metazoa; Chordata; Amphibia; Anura; Bombinatoridae. Bases 500 to 2503 code for a protein of 667 amino acids. The transcript has 13 exons. Gene Ontology annotation, biological process: exocytosis; exocyst localization. The record is from RefSeq and is a predicted model, not a curated record.